CCCUGAUGUGCUAAUAUUAAUGAUGAACACGCCAGAAGCGAAACAAAUAUACGAUUUCAGUCAAUAUUGCAUUGCAUGGUAAUUUCCCAUAAGUAUUGAGGCUCGAUUACCACGCAAAUUUAAUGGCCCUAAGCUUAGUGCUCGUCAAGAUCGACUACAUCUAGCAUCGAGAAUCGAACCAAGAACCUAUGCAAAACAACGACGACGUGACCUUUCGCAAACAAAGCGUGUGUCAACAAAGAGCAGCAGUGAUCUGGAUUACCAGCGCCGUAUUCACGAUAUUCGCUUCCGUGUGUCUUAGAAAAAAGCAUACAAAGUUGAAACGGAAACGGCGCACAGAUGGCAACGAAAGGACGAAGGCCAAUUCAUACUCCAACGGGCAACAGUCCGUCGUCUCCGAAAACGAACAUGAACUUUCGGCCGGGCAUCAAUGAUACGACAACCCGGGCCGAAGCCAAGGGAACACGCCCUACUGCUACACCGACGUCGAUCAAGGAAGUGCUCACAAUGAUGGUGCUUCAUGUCUGCAAGAAAAUAAUAUUCUUCGAUAUUAAUUUGAAAGUUCCCCUGUAUAUGGGCAGCUUAUUUUUCAUAUCACUUAUCGGGGACUUCCUCCCGUAUCCCAAGACCUAUUUGGCUAGGUCAGAUAAUUUGUUUAAUAUUUAUUUUGUAAAGAUGGGCUGGGCCUGGACACUGUUAUUUGCGGUGCCGUUUUUAGUUAUGACAUCCAUAACAAUCUGCUGUGGCGAUCAUCAGCGCAUUGUGAGGAAGCACUUGCCACGGCUAGGAAUUGCCACCGUAUUCUGGUUCAUUUGGACAAAGCUGUUCAACGUUAUAGAAUCGAGCUAUGGACGGUGCAAUAUUCGAGGUUUUGAUACCAAAUCAUCUUGUCUGAAAGCUGGCCAUCUGUGGAGCGGAUUUGAUAUUUCUGGGCAUGCUUUUAUUCUUAUUUAUGCCAGUUUGUUGAUGAUGGAAGAAGCUAGAGUGAUAAUCGGUUGGGAAAGCAUUAAGGAACAUUUGAGGAAUGAAGAGCACAACCGAUCUAAGAACGACAAUUCUCAAACGACAAACCCUCUGAAGAGUUUGAAAGAUAACGACUUAAAAGUCCUCAAGCAUUUAUAUACUCGAUACACCCCAACCAUAAGAUUACUUUUCAUUGGAAUGACCAUGCUGCAGCUGCUCUGGGACAUCAUGUUAGUUGGCACAAUGUUGUACUAUCAUCGUAUGGUGGAAAAGGUUAUUAGCGGGAUCAUAGCCGUACUGACCUGGUUCUUCACAUAUCGGGUGUGGUACCCGGCUCAAUCGCUUCUGCCCGACAUGGUGGGCAGAGGAAUGUUCAACUAUCAAUCUUCGAAUAGGCAACCCGAAGUUGGACUACGAAGGAGAGCGAGUCUUUUGCAGCCCGGAACCAGUUCCCAAACACAAGAUAUACCCAAAUUUAUGGGUAUGCCACUGUACGCGGCACGACAACCUCAAAAUGCAUCCCCAACGGGGUCCGGUGGAGCAGAUGUCAACGCGAGCUUUGCGAGUACGACAAUGAACCCAAACAUCAUGGGUCGGUUAGGAAGCGGGGGAGCUCCAGGGGCGUCGGACCCCAACAGUCGCUAUCAACCGCGCAGUAGAUUUAAUUUUAAUGAAUAGUCUAUGGCUUUGAAAAAAAAAACAAGCUUUUGCCCCCAGUUUGCUACCUUCAAUCGAGGCUCGAAUUAUUUUGUGUUUUGUCCUUUACGUGAUGGGUUUCCGACGAUUUAAGAAUAAUAUAACGAAACUUAAAAAUGUUAUAUUAAAAAAAAGUUUGUCAGUGAAAGCAAAUUAUGACAUUUACUAAUAAUGGAUUAGAAAACGUAACACAUAACUCCUCAUUAUUUUCUUUUAGUGCUAACUCGUUUUCGAAAUGUUUAUACUUAAUCGUUUUCUGUCGUUUUUUCCGACAUUAGAUUUUCAAAUUUCCCUAACGAUUCGAGGAAAAGUUUAAAAUUUUUUUCGACCAUAAAUUAUGAAAUUUUUCAACUUACCAGUCAAAACUGAUAAUCUGUUAAUGAAUUAUGAAAUUUUAGAAUUUGUUUAAAGAUUUUUUUAAAAAGUGCAUAUUGCAAAUCGAUUGACAAAAAACAUCUUUCCUAGAAAACCCUGUGACAGAAGUAAUGAAAAUACUGAAGAAUAUUUGGUAACAAGUUAGUAACAUUGUCCAAAAAAAACUUCAGAUAAAAAUAUGAUUAAAGCAAUUUUUUAUUCAAUUUA
This is a messenger RNA of Uranotaenia lowii, 2241 nucleotides long. It is a transcript of the gene Fitm, whose product is annotated as acyl-coenzyme A diphosphatase FITM2. Gene Ontology annotation, biological process: lipid storage; phospholipid biosynthetic process; lipid droplet organization. The record is from RefSeq and is a predicted model, not a curated record. NCBI's taxonomy places the organism in Eukaryota, Metazoa, Arthropoda, Insecta, Diptera, Culicidae. The coding region runs from base 340 to 1641 and encodes 433 amino acids. The transcript is spliced from 3 exons. Gene Ontology annotation, cellular component: endoplasmic reticulum membrane.